GGUGUCCUGUGACGAGCAGUGACCCACGUGGUCCCUGAGUGUGAGUGUAAGAAACUAAUGGAGUCCAAGAAGAACGUGCACACGGUGCGGAGGCUGCAGCGCGUGCGGUGUGAUAGCACAGCGUCGGUGCCCCAGUUCACCAACUCUCCAACCAUGAUAGUGAUGGUGGGACUCCCGGCACGAGGGAAGACCUACAUCUCUAAGAAGCUCACCAGAUACCUGAACUGGAUCGGAGUUACAACUAAAGUGUUCAACGUCGGCCAGUAUCGCAGAGAUGCUACACGUCCCUACAACAGCUACGAGUUCUUCAGACCAGACAACGCAGAGGCCAUGAAGAUACGCAAAGCCUGUGCCACCGCUGCCCUGAAGGAUGUGUGCGAUUAUUUCACCAGAGAGCAGGGUCAGGUGGUGGUUUUUGAUGCCACAAACACCACGCAAGAGCGCAGGGAGGUCAUCCUCAGCUUCGCCAAAGAAAACGGUUACAAGGUUUUCUUUGUAGAGUCAAUAUGUGACGACCCAGAUAUCAUUGCUGAGAACAUUAAAGUAA
Paralichthys olivaceus (Japanese flounder) is the source of this 547-nucleotide messenger RNA. NCBI's taxonomy places the organism in Eukaryota, Metazoa, Chordata, Actinopteri, Pleuronectiformes, Paralichthyidae. The record is from RefSeq and is a predicted model, not a curated record.